UUUCAGAAUCCAGAUAAACCAGGAUCUGAAAGCAGCUCUUUUACCACUACACCUUGGCCUAGUUGACGACAGGCGAAGUUUAAGCAGUGAAGACAAUGUGUUUUACGUAUUGUGCACGUUGAAUCCCAAUGCUAUUCCAUUUUCUGAACUAAAAUAUGGUGGAACCUAAAUGCCCACAUCUCAAAAACACCGUCUUUCGCUUAAUCGAAGAGUUCAAGAGUCUGAAAGAGCUCAAACAAAUUCAUGCCCACAUCAUAACUUCUCCAAAACUGCCCAAACCCCAUCAAGAAUAUCUCAUUACUCGCCUCCUCUUCGCUUCCGCCCUCUCAGAGUCCGGCUCUCUUUGCUACGCCACCAGUGUUUUCAAAUUUAUAAAGAACCCAACACUUUCUGUAUAUAACAUCAUGAUUAGAGCCUACGCUUCCAAAAUCAGUGGCGCAGAUAAUACCCACAAUUCAAAAUCCUUUAUUCUCUUCAAACAAAUGCUUUUUAAUGGCAUUUCACCGGAUUGCAUUACGUUUCCUUUUGUUAUAAAGGAAUGCGCCAUUAGGCUUGAUAGUCGUGUAGGGUGUAGCAUUCAUGGAGAAGCCAUUAAAUUUGGAUUGUUUUCUGACGUUUACGUUCAAAAUUCUUUGGUAAAUUUUUAUUCUGAAUGUGGGUUUUUGAACAGUGCCAGGAAGUUGUUUGAUGAAAUGCUGAAAAGAGAUAUUGUUUCUUGGAAUUCGAUGAUUAUUGGGUACUUGAGAGGUGGGAAUCUUGAGAUGGCAUUAGAAUUGUUUAGAAGCAUGGAGACGAGGAAUAUUAUCACUUGGAAUUCAAUGAUAACGGGUUUUGUUCAGGGUGGAAAGGGAAAAGAGGCCUUGCAAUUGUUCCAUGAAAUGCAGAAUUCAAGUAAUGAUAAGGUUAAACCCGAUAAAAUUACAAUAGCUAGUGUACUUUCAGCUUGUGCUUACCUUGGUGCAAUUGAUCACGGGAAAUGGAUAUAUGGUUACUUAAGGAGAAGCGGUAUUGAAUGUGAUGUGGUGAUUGGAACAGCAUUGGUUGAUAUGUACGGUAAAUGUGGUAGUGUUGAGAGGGCAUAUGAGGUUUUUAAAGAGAUGCCUAAAAGGGAUACCUUGGCAUGGACUGCUAUAAUUUCUACAUUUGCAUUGCAUGGCUAUAGUAAAGAGGCUUUUGACACGUUCAAAGAGAUGGAAGCCGUGCUAGUGAAGCCUAAUCAUGUCACAUUUCUUGGGUUAUUGUCAGCUUGCGCUCAUUCUGGCAUGGUAGAGAAAGCUCGCUGGUGUUUUGAUAUGAUGAAGCGUGUUUAUUCAGUAGAACCACAACUUCAUCACUAUGCUUCCAUGGUUGAUGUUCUCAGUCGAGCCGGGUUAUUUGAAGAGGUAGGAGAGCUUGUUAGAAGUAUGCCAAUGGAGCCAGAUGUGUUUGUUUGGGGAGCAUUACUUGGAGGCUGUAAGAUUCAUGGGAACUUAGUAUUAGGAGAAAGGGUAGCACAGUAUUUGAUUGGUCUGGAACCGAGGAAUCAUGCAUCUUAUAUUAACUUGUGUGAAAUAUAUGCCAAAGCUGGGAGAUUUGAUGAUGCGAAGAGGAUUAGAGCCUUAAUGAAAGAAAGAGGUAUCAGAAAAGAAGUUGCAGGCUGUAGUUUAAUUGAAGUUGAUGGGCUCGUUCUUGAAUUCUCAGUUGAAGGAUGGCCUGUGCCAGUAACUGAUGAGAUAGUGCUCGUCUUAAAUUUAUUUAAUAAUGAGAUAAAAGGGGAAGGAACCAUGCAUUACUGUAAUGGGAUAUUGUUAGAUUCAGAAAAAUGAUGACCAUUUCUGGAUUAUUAUUUGGUAAUUCUCUACUUUUUCUUGCUGGAACUAAGUUUUGCUGGCGGCUAUUCCAUUCAAGGGCACAAAUCUAUGUUGAUCUGAUUCUUGAUUUUUCUUGGACCAUCCGUGUUUGACUCAUAUUCUGACAUAAGAAUGGGGAUAUGCCCUUUACAAUCCUUCAAAUACAUGAAAAACUUUUAAAACAUUGAAGAUGGUUGUAUUAGAAACAUAUCUAUAUCCGAUACUCACGCUCGACCUUGAGUAACAUAGGCAAAAAGGCAACCAUUAUCAUUACAAAACCAGAGAAUUACAUGGCAGAGGAAGAUUCAAUCCAUUCAUGGUAGAGAUCAAAUGGGUGAGUAGUGACUGGAAUUUUGAGUUGGACUGAACUAUUGGCAAUUUUAAGAGCAAAGCUUUGGCAUAAAUUGUCCUUGAAUGUGGGCGGUUGGGCCGCGGUCUGAUGGCUCAUUUUACUGCAAGUGAUAUCAUCCUUGCACCCAUCAUCUGUCAUGUUCUAGAGGUUAUGAGUUUGAAUCUUUCCAUACACAAAACUCUUCAGUAGUCAUGAUUUUACUCGUUUAGGCAUCGUGGGAUGCUCUUAGGCUCUCUUCAAAGUUUGAAGAUAAAGCUUUGAAAGUGUGUCGCUCUUUUUUUUGGUAUAUUUACGAUUAGUUUAUACAUUUUUAAUAAGAGCAAAUCACUGUCAACUCAUGUACCACAGAUAGAAAUAAGAUUACUUAUGAUUCAAACCCAUGAAAUGAGUUUUAGUCAAUACCGCUAAGACAAGAGGUAGACUCUAGUGGUCAUUCUUCGAAGCAACGCCCAAAGAAAAUUAUUCUUAAUUUGUGUAUCAAAAGUAAUAUUAUUUACUAGGGUUUUAAAUAUAAA
Messenger RNA from Gossypium raimondii (Peruvian cotton), 2696 nucleotides. Its product is annotated as pentatricopeptide repeat-containing protein At5g66520. Lineage: Eukaryota; Viridiplantae; Streptophyta; Magnoliopsida; Malvales; Malvaceae. Gene Ontology annotation, biological process: RNA modification. Gene Ontology annotation, molecular function: protein binding; RNA binding. Bases 156 to 1805 code for a protein of 549 amino acids. The transcript is spliced from 2 exons. The record is from RefSeq and is a predicted model, not a curated record.